UGGAAGCAUCAGUUCAUAGCAGUAAUGCACACUGUACAGAUAAGACGAUUGAAGCUGCUGAAGCCCUCCUUCAUAUGGAAUCUCCUACCUGCUUGAGGGAUUCAAGAAGCCCUGUGGAAGUGUUUGUCCCUCCUUGUGUAUCAACUCCAGAAUUCAUCCAUGCUGCUAUGAGGCCAGACGUCAUUACAGAAACUGUAGUGGAGGUGUCAACUGAAGAGUCGGAGCCAAUGGAUACCUCUCCCAUCCCCACAUCACCAGAUAGCCAUGAACCGAUGAGGAAGAAAAAAGUUGGCCGUAAACCAAAGACCCAGCAGUCGCCUAUUUCCAAUGGGUCUCCUGAGUUAGGUAUAAAGAAGAAACCAAGAGAAGGAAAAGGAAACACAACCUAUUUGUGGGAGUUCCUUUUAGAUCUCCUUCAAGAUAAAAAUACUUGUCCCCGGUAUAUUAAGUGGACUCAGAGAGAGAAAGGCAUCUUCAAGCUCGUGGAUUCAAAGGCUGUCUCUAAGCUUUGGGGAAAACAUAAGAACAAGCCAGACAUGAACUACGAAACUAUGGGGCGAGCUUUGAGAUACUACUACCAAAGGGGAAUUCUCGCGAAGGUUGAAGGACAGAGGCUUGUGUAUCAGUUCAAGGAUAUGCCCAAAAACAUAGUGGUCAUAGAUGAUGACAAAAGUGAAACCUGUAAUGAGGAUUUAGCGGUAGCCACUGAUGAAAAGUCGUUAGAACGGGUGUCACUGUCUGCAGAAAGUCUCCUAAAAGCGGCAACCUCUGUGCGUGGUGGGAAGAACUCAUCUCCCGUAAACUGCUCCAGAGCAGAGAAGGGCGUAGCUCGAGUUGUGAAUAUCACUUCCCCUGGGCACGAUGCUUCGUCCAGGUCUCCCACCACCACCACGUCUGUAUCCGCCACAGCCGCUCCGAGGACAGUUCGUGUGGCAAUGCAAGUACCUGUUGUAAUGACAUCCUUGGGCCAGAAAAUUUCAACUGUGGCUGUUCAGUCAGUUAACGCAGGUGCACCUUUAAUAACCAGCACUAGUCCAACCACAGCGACCUCUCCAAAGGUAGUCAUUCAGACAAUCCCUACUGUGAUGCCAGCCUCCGCUGAGAACGGAGACAAAAUCACCAUGCAGCCUGCCAAAAUCAUCACCAUCCCAGCCACACAGCUCACACAGUGUCAACUGCAGACAAAGUCGAAUCUAGCCGGAUCAGGAAGCAUUAACAUUGUGGGAACCCCCCUGGCUGUGAGAGCACUUACCCCUGUUUCAAUAGCCCACGGUACUCCUGUAAUGAGACUAUCAGUGCCUACGCAGCAGGCAUCUGGCCAGACUCCUCCUCGAGUCAUCAGUGCGGUCAUAAAAGGGCCGGAGGUUAAAUCAGAAGCAGUGGCAAAAAAGCAGGAGCACGAUGUGAAAACUUUGCAGCUGGUAGAAGAAAAACCAGCAGAUGGAAAUAAGACAGUGACCCACGUAGUGGUCGUCAGUGCGCCCUCAGCUAUCGCCCUUCCUGUAACUAUGAAAACAGAAGGACUAGUGGCAUGUGAGAAAUAAAACUGCAGCUCCACCGUGGACUUGAGACUGUUAGCGGUAGUACUGAUGUAAACGCGUGCAAGGGAAGUCAUCAAGAAAAGUCAAAGAAGACUUUAAAACAUUUUUAAUGCAUCUAAGAAAAACAAUCAGACUUACUGGAAAUAAAUUACCUAUCCCAUGUUUAAGUGGGAAAUGAACUACAUAUUGAGAUGCUGACAGAAAACUGCCUCUUACAGUAGGAAACAACUGAACCCAUCCAUAAGAAAAAGGAUUCAAAGGGACCAAGCAGAUCACUACGCUAUCAAGUUACACUAAGACUUGGAACACUAACAUUCUGUAAGAGGUGAUAUAGUUUUCAUCGGGGAGGGGUUGGGAAGGGUGAUCUCAUUGUUACAUAUAGCAAUUUUUGAUGCAUUUUAUAUGCAUACCAGCAAUUACUACUGUGUUCGCACAGUAUUCACUUAACUGGUGCUAUGUGAAGACUCUGCUAAUAUAGGUAUUUUAGAAUGUGAAUGGAAGAAUGGAUCCAAAAGCUUCAGGAGGAGGAUAGCAAAAAAAAAAAAAAAAGAUCUAGUGCGAUUUUUUUUAUAUCAUAUAGCUUAAGCUGAUUUAAAACAAAGGCCUUAGACUAAUUUUCGGUUUUCUUUCUUGAAAUAAGCUAAUGGCUUUUUUGUGUAAAGCUUUUUUAUUAAAAGAAAAAAUUUUAAAAAUCUUGUACCUAGCACAGUAUUGUUAUAGAAUUUACAUGUAACAUUUUAUAUGGUAGUUUAAGUCUGUCAGUUUCUUAAUUGUGGACAAAUUAACAAACGGCUCUGGCCUUUUGCUGUAAUAUGCCUGUGUCACUCACUUAGCCCUGGCAUCUGUGCAGACAUAUCAGUUUCAGUUCAACUGUCACUUGGAAGUUCAGGCUCAAGCAUGAAUUUUUUGUCAGGUAGCUCUAAUACCUGGAGUUUUCUUUCUUUUUGUUUCUUUUCUUUUUUUCCUUUUCCUUUUCUUUCUUUUCUUUUCUUUUUUCUUUUCUUUUUUUUUUUUUAGUUGAAGUUUAAGAGGGAAAGUACCAGUGUUCAGAUUUGAACUAUAAUAGUUUGUAUAUUCAACAUUUGAAGUAUAUUCUAUUUUGUUGUACUCUUGUUUCAAAGUGUAUUCAAGUAGGUUUUCUGAAAUAUAGAAAUGAAAUUUA
Tupaia belangeri chinensis (Chinese tree shrew) is the source of this 2703-nucleotide messenger RNA. It is a transcript of the gene ELF2, whose product is annotated as E74 like ETS transcription factor 2. Lineage: Eukaryota; Metazoa; Chordata; Mammalia; Scandentia; Tupaiidae. Gene Ontology annotation, molecular function: DNA-binding transcription factor activity, RNA polymerase II-specific; sequence-specific DNA binding. Gene Ontology annotation, biological process: regulation of transcription by RNA polymerase II; cell differentiation. The record is from RefSeq and is a predicted model, not a curated record. Gene Ontology annotation, cellular component: nucleus.